GUAAUUUUUAACACACGUUACUUACACAUACGUACCUCUACUGACUUUGCUUACCGACCAUUUUGCUCUGUGAUAACAGUGUGUUGAGGUCGACAACCUAAUCUUCGUCAGGAACCCGCUUUGCGUGCUAACGUACAUAGUGCACAAUUCUCGAGGAUUGGUUGUUAGAGCUGUUGGGUUAGCCUGCUCAGGCGUUUGGUCUGGGUUGCAGCUCAGGGUUGAACAUCGUCUUGGGGAUGCGACAGCCACUCAGCAACUUAGCCCAAUUUACACAGCACCUAUUACCGUGGGUCCUUAUCUAGAGUUUGCAUUACUUCUUACCCAGAGCCUUGUUACAGUGACGGAUACCGGCCUGCCAGCGCCCUCGUCGAUGUUCAAAUUAGGAGCCGAGGAACCUUCUUCUCGUGGCGUCGCAACCCAUCGCAGCGAGGAUAACGAUGGUGAAUAUGAUGAUGAGCAAACCGGUAACAUAAAUGCCGCAGCACCGGCCGCGUUAUUAGCAAGCCAAGCGCAGCGUGCAAGCGCGCACUACGCUCCCGGUCGCUUGGAACAUGGCCUCGGUAGAGCGGCUAGAGGAGGCAGCCCGACACGUACUGCGCACCUUCCAGCUGCGCGUCCACGACAACGUGACGUCGGGCCUGGGCCCAUGAAUUUUUCCUUAGCGCUGCCUUCGGAAGUACGUGGCCCACCGUCAUCAUCGUCGUUGCCCUUGGCAGGACUCUUACCGGCUUCUAACCAGCCGCAAAGUGCCCCAUGGCCGGUCGGUUUCUACGUCCAGGAGCCAGAGCCGCCGUUACAGCUGUCAGCACAGCUAUUGGCCCAACUUGCACCACCGCCACCGCAGCAGCUGCCUCCAGCACGGGCAGUUCAGCCUCGAGUGCUCCCUCCACAACGCCGUGUCGCAGGCGGGCAGCUGCCAUUAUCUUUCGCUGCAGCGGCGGGGGCUGCUGAGCCGCCUCCUUCGCCCUGGUCUUGGAGCGGGCCGCUGCCGCCACAGGAGCCGCUUGACGCCCCAGGACAGCAUCUUACCCUUCCCGCGCUGGGCUCUUCUGGAGGCUACCCUGAAGCAGUCAGCAACAGGCGACGCCUUCCAGCUGUGCCCAUGGAGGACUUGGACGUGACCACGUUGCUCAUGGCCGAAAUUGCGGCCGCGCCCUGGCCAACGCCUGCCAAACUAGGUUACCCGCCGUACAGCAGGGCGGGCGACGCGGCGGCUGCCCGCGCGGUUGCAAUGCCAAUGCCAACUGGUGGGUCCCCAGUCGGCGUGUCCUCCUUUCCUGUAACAGCGCCCUCGCCGGCCACCCAGCAGCCAGCACCUGUGCUGCGCACAAGAGUGCAGUUGCUGCCGCCGCAACCCGUCCUUACUGCCGUACAAAUAGGCCAGCUCACGCAAGCCCAGAUGGUGGAGGCCUUGGACUUCAGCAGGUCCAAACAGCAGAGGCCGCUUCCUGCGUCCGCGGCGCACUUAGCGGUGGCUGCAGGUCUUGGUGUCAGCGAGGGUGGAGCAGGAGAUGCGGGCAUGGCCGCCUACGGAGCCGCACGUGUAGCAUCCGCGUCCGCCGCCGCCAGCUCCAGCGAUGCGGCCAUGCAGCUGCUUCCAAUCAGCUUCCUCCAGCCCUUUCUAGGCGCUCCGCCGCCGGGGGAGUUCCUUGCGGGCGGGCCCGCGGAUGCUGAGGACUUGGCUGCUGCUGGCUGGUUCUCCGAUUCUGUUGAUGCAUUAGUCGCGGCAAGGCACCCCGUGGCAGCGGCGCAUGCGGGGGCGGCAGCAGGCGCUGCACCUUUAGGUCCCGCGGUCGCUCCAACUGCUGCUGCUGCUGGCGGCGGCGGGGGCGGUGCUUCGCCUCGUCACCGGUCCUCAGCCGCUCCCCAUGCAACUGCGACGCGCAAGGAAUCCACAGACGACGUAGAGCUGGACGAUGACGACGACGAUGAUUCCUCCUCCCAAGGCGAGACACGGACACCCAGGUCGCGCGGUACUGGCCGUCGGGGCCGACGAGGCAGCAGAGGCGCUGGCGGCCGGGGUGGCGGCCGGGGCGGCGGCGCGCUUGCACUGGAGACGCUGCAAGGCUCCUUCCAUUUGCCAGUGGUUGACGCGGCGCGCACGUUGGGCGUGAGCACCACAGAACUCAAGCGGCGGUGUCGGCAGCUAGGCAUUCGCCGCUGGCCACAGCGCAAGCUGAUGUGCCUGCAGCGCAUUCUGGAGGACGCCGAGACGGAUACGAACCUGACUGAGGAGCAGCGGCAGGUUGUCCGCGCCUCCGUGGAUCGCAACCGCCAGGAGAUCCUCGCCGACCCAGAUGCGCAGCUGAUGCCCAACCUGAGGACGUUGCGGCAGGUGCAGUACAAGCACUCGUACGAAAAGCGAAUCCACAGCGUUCCGGAAGAUGAAGACUUGGACGACGCUUAAGGAAAGAAAAGUGUUUGUGGACAGUUGGACCAUUACCGUACAUAUCCAAGGGCUGUGGCGCUGCGGCCUCCUCAGCUCCGACCCUACCCUGGACGGGUGCGUUGUUGACCGCAUGCAUACCCGGUAAGCCGGGGCCUUACUAGGCAUGCGUUGUUUACCGUGAGAAAGGCCGGAUACCGGUGGUGGCUUGCAUACGAGGUGUGGAUGGGUGAUGGCACUGGCAUGCAUCACAAGGCGCAGGCGGAAACCCGCUAUCGUCGUAUUAUGUUUUGUUACCCGACAGUGGUCAGGUAACACUCUUGUUAUGGUGAUAUGUGACGUGCGUGGCGGGUGGGUUUCGUGCCGACGGACGCUCCAGUUAUGGGGGCACGUAGCGAUGGACCUGGGGGCCAGUCUCUCAAUCUCCCACAUGACGAAGGACGCUGACUAUGGGUGUCGAGCUUGCAGGUGUCGUUGGGGGCGCGUUGCUAAGUGUAUAUUGGCAUCCAUUUAGGGCAAGCGCUCCCUCGGUUUUGGUUGGUUGAACGAUGGCUGUAGAGUUUGGCACCGUCCCGCUUGUACGGCAUGCGUGGCAGAGGUGGCAUACGGCCAGGGUGAUAUAAGCGGCGGCCGACCAGCGUGUAUUGGAGUGCCAUCCAGCCAAAAAGUCCUGCUCCCUAGGCUUUGGCGUAGAAUAGCGUUUUUACAGCUGGGUUUUGGUACGCAUGCAUUAGUAUUGCUUAUUAAUUUUCACACACGUUUGUCUUGAUCAUGCACACCUCAGUGUAGGCUUAGCCGACAGAUGACUAAUGUGCAGGACAGGGCCAAUGUUCCUUUGACGUACGACAGAUGACAGGAUAGGAGGCUGCACCUAACGAACUGGUCGAGAAGCUCGGGAAGAUGUGUAGCUAGUGACUUGAGAUCUCGUUCGUUUAGCGGUGUGAGCGCUCGGGAUUGCAUGGACUUUCUUAGCCUUUUUGGUUAGCCUUUGCAGGCUACGGACGAUUUGGCGAAGGCAGUAGGCUGUCUGCAACGUCGAUUGGCUGUAGUGCAUUCGACACGCGAGUAUGGAGCGUCAACGAUGAUGGUUUGCAGUUGUCAGUUGAACUAAGUUCUGUAUUUUCGUGUCCAUUAUGCGAUUAAUACCAUCCUACACUGGUAGGCGAUCUGGAAGAUUGGGGAUCCUUAUGACAUGAGGUUGUAGGGCCUUGGAAUGCCGAACGGGCUGGAAUGCGGGUUUCUCAUUUUGUGGCUCUGACCAGUUGAUGACCACGACCACAUACGACCACCCUGCACAAGCUGACGGCAUGGACUAGGAAUUUUUGGUCGCAUGGUACAUGCAUGGCCCUGAUUGCUUUGGGGCCAAACUUGUCGAAGCGACGCUUUCUCCUCCUGACCAGAUUGUGUUGCCGAUGUGUUCCAACGAACACGUCCCAACUGCUUCUGGGUGUUGUAUGACAGACAUGCGCUAGACGGUCUUUAUCUGUAGGUCCCCCGCGUGCCGAGUUUUAGACGAGGCAUGUGGUGGAUUGUAGAUUAGACGGUCCUUGUUGCCGUAUUACCUGGCAACGGUUACAGAUGUAGGGGCAGUGUUAUGUAGGCCUUAGGGCCGCGUGUGCCUUUAGCCGUACUGCAUCGUUGCAACGGUUAAUAGUAAAAUAGUCGCGCUUGACUGGAGAGGCACAUGAAGGCCCGGUUACACGGCCGGAUAUGGCGACAAAGCCUCAAUCCAUGCCGUUACCCAACACUAUGCCGUGCUGUUUAUCGUCUAGGAGCCGGGGAGGUUGGUUAUGGUAUAUGUAGAAGGAACUAUUUACACAACGCCAUUAAACACGCAUGUGACACAUUUCGUCCCAGUACUGGCUGCUGCCGUGACCACCCUAAAUUGGGGAUCCAUUUUAUACCCCACUUUCACUGUAAACCACCUUGUCCC
Messenger RNA from Astrephomene gubernaculifera, 4319 nucleotides. The record is from the annotation of a GenBank genome assembly. NCBI's taxonomy places the organism in Eukaryota, Viridiplantae, Chlorophyta, Chlorophyceae, Chlamydomonadales, Astrephomenaceae.